AUGUCGACCCAGUCGUAUGAGGAGCACCGCUGGAACCGCCUUUCCGACGGCAUGUCCUACUUCCACGAUCACUUCAAGCAUGAGUUCAAUGCGCUAUACGAAAUGGCAGAUGGUUCGUUCACAAAGCGCGGCCUCUCGCUGCCCAUGUACCUCCGUAUGGCCACGAGCCUCUGCAAGAGCCUGACGGUGCACCACACCAUCGAGGAGAGGCACAUCUUCCCCUUCCUCGCCAAGCGCAUGACCUCGUUUCAGGACGACGAGGUCCACCUCAAGUCGCACGAAGGCAUCCACCACGGAGUUGACGCGCUGACGAAGCUCGUGCGGAGGUACCUCGACGAGCCGUCGACGUACAAGCCGGACGAAAUGCGCGAGUGCUUGGAUAGCUGGCGCAAGGUGCUAUUUGAUCAUCUGGACCAGGAGGUUGCGGAUCUACGCGGGGAGAACAUGAAGAAAUAUUGGACCUUGGAGGAGAUCGAACGCAUACCGUUUUGA
Epithele typhae is the source of this 492-nucleotide messenger RNA. RefSeq lists its product as uncharacterized. The transcript has 7 exons. NCBI's taxonomy places the organism in Eukaryota, Fungi, Basidiomycota, Agaricomycetes, Polyporales, Epitheliaceae. The record is from RefSeq and is a predicted model, not a curated record. Bases 1 to 492 code for a protein of 163 amino acids.